UCUCCCUACGCGUCGGUGCAGUAGCGUGCUCGCGAAUAAUUCCGGGACGUUACAAUACCAACAGGAAUAUAAACAUUGAGAACAAUUUGUGCGAUCCGGGAAUGUGCCCGACCGACUCUCUCCCUUUGGAAGUCACAGAUUACUGCUCAGUUUCAUACGAUCAGUGACUCGAACAAGUGAACACAAACGUAAUUAAUAAAUAUAAUAUUAAAAAUAAUAUUAAAAAAAAAAAAACAGUACAAAUGGAGACGUCCGAAAACGAUUAUCAAAAAUUGGUGCGUGAUGUGCAGCUGUUGCUGCAGCAACAGAACGAACAGCAUCAGCGGCAAAUGCAAUUGCUACAGCAACAGCUGCAGCAACAGCAAGAACAGCAAUUGCUACAACUGAGGGAGGAGCUCCUCCCUUAGCAUGGACAGGGCGAUCAACCGAGGGAGGAGCCCCUCCCUCAGGAGCAGGAGAAGAAGGCGGCGGAGGGGGCGGCGAGGCCACCGCGAAAAAGAGGAGUAGCGGCUGGCCGGUCGCGG
Osmia bicornis bicornis is the source of this 524-nucleotide messenger RNA. RefSeq names its product zinc finger protein 853-like. The transcript is spliced from 4 exons. NCBI's taxonomy places the organism in Eukaryota, Metazoa, Arthropoda, Insecta, Hymenoptera, Megachilidae. The record is from RefSeq and is a predicted model, not a curated record. Bases 243 to 407 code for a protein of 54 amino acids.